Molecule: messenger RNA, 1609 nt
Organism: Daucus carota subsp. sativus
Lineage: Eukaryota; Viridiplantae; Streptophyta; Magnoliopsida; Apiales; Apiaceae
Product: calreticulin-3
Exons: 14
Coding region: 93-1364 (423 amino acids)
Biological process (GO): protein folding
Cellular component (GO): endoplasmic reticulum; endoplasmic reticulum membrane
Molecular function (GO): calcium ion binding
Source: RefSeq, a predicted model, not a curated record
UCCCGUAAACAUUGAACAAUCCUCUUCAUUACACACUAAAAUAUAUUCUGGACGAGUCCACUGACUUGAGUUUGAAAUGAUGUUCUGAAAACAUGGACGAUCUCAGCUUCAAAACCAAGUUAAAGAUAUUAGUAGCUACCCUUGUAAUAAAUUUUCUCAUUGCCCCUUCUGUCUCUGAGAUUAUUUUUGAAGAGGGGUUUGAAGAUGGGUGGGAGAGCAGAUGGGUAAAGUCUGAUUGGAAGCGAAGUGAAGGGAAAGCAGGCAAUUUUAAGCAUACAGCUGGAAAGUGGUCUGCUGAUCCUGAUGAUAAAGGUAUUCAGACAUCUAGUGAUGCCAAGCAUUUUGCAAUAUCGGCUAAGAUACCAGAAUUUAGCAACAGGAAUAGGACCCUGGUCCUUCAAUACUCCUUUAAGUUGGAGCAAGACAUUGAAUGUGGUGGUGGCUACAUAAAGCUCCUAUCCGGAUAUGUUAAUCAAAAGAAAUUCGGCGGGGACACUCCUUACAGUUUAAUGUUUGGACCAGAUAUAUGUGGCACGCAGAAGAAGAAGCUCCAUGUUAUACUUUCCUAUCAGGGACAGAAUUAUCCCAUCAAGAAGGAACUGGAGUGCGAAACAGACAAGUUAACACAUUUUUAUACAUUCAUUCUCAGGCCAGAUGCAUCAUAUAGUAUUCUUAUUGAUGGUCGAGAGAGGGAUUCAGGAAGCAUGUACACAGAUUGGGAUAUCCUUCCUCCUCGCAAAAUUAAAGCUGUUAAUGCCAAAAGGCCUGCAGAUUGGGAUGAUAAAGAAUAUAUAGACGACCCAAAUCAUGUCAAACCCGAGGGAUAUGAUUCAAUUCCUCGAGAAAUUCCUGACCCAAAAGCUAAGAAGCCUGAUAGUUGGGAUGAAGAUGAGGAUGGUAUCUGGAAACCCCCAAGAGUGCCUAACCCUGCAUAUAAGGGACCAUGGAAGAACAAGAAAAUAAAAAAUCCCAACUACAAAGGAAAGUGGAAAAUUCCAUGGAUUGAUAACCCAGAGUUCGAAGAUGAUCCUGACCUUUAUGUCCUAAAGCCAAUCAAAUAUGUGGGCAUAGAAGUAUGGCAGGUGAAGGCUGGUUCAGUCUUUGACAAUGUUCUGAUUUGUGAUGAGCCAGAAUAUGCAAAACAAGUUGUGCAAGAAGUCUUUGCUAACAGAGAAAUUGAAAAAGAGGCCUUUGAGGAAGCACAGAAAGAAAUGAAAGCAAGAGAAGAAGAGGAAGCUCGAAGAGCAAGAGAGGAAGGUGGAAGGAGGAAGAAAGCGAGGGGCUAUGAUCGACGAGAUCGUUACAAAGACAGACGCAAUAGGCAUCGUUAUGAUGACAUGGAUGAUUAUCAUGACGAGCUUUAACAGUUUUCAACUCUACUCAACAAUCAGUAGCUGAGUGUCAUCUUUCCUUGUUUAGUUGGUUGUUGUACUAGUUCACCUCAUCUGUAUUACCACCAGUGCCGAAUUCACGACUUGUACUACUAGUUCGCCUUAUCUGAAUUACCACCAGUGUUGAAUUAAUGACUAAACAACCGAACAAUAUCAGAAAUUCUUCAAGUAAUAUCUUCUGUUAUCCAAAAGGGCAUACCCAUGAUUUAAUGUUGACA